Messenger RNA from Dentiscutata erythropus, 459 nucleotides. Lineage: Eukaryota; Fungi; Glomeromycota; Glomeromycetes; Diversisporales; Gigasporaceae. The record is from the annotation of a GenBank genome assembly.
AUGGGUGAUUUUAAUGCAAUACCCAAUCCCAAACUAGAUUGUUCUCCAGCAAAAAGAACACAAACACCUGAAUCACAACUCAUUAAAUUUCUUUCUCCCUACAUGCAUAAUACCUUCCAUCUUUUUCACCCCAACUCUAUAAAAUUUACCUUUAGUCACAACAAUAGUCAUAGUAGAAUUGACCAAAUAUGGACAAAUAUGCAUACAGCUUCUCUGGACUAUGCAGAUAUUAUUGAAGAUGCUACAAUAGAAUCAGAUCACAAUAUUAUUUUACUUGAAUUUUCUAUUCUAUUAACACUCUCCUCUUUAUACAAACAACCUUCUAGAAAAGUCACUCUUUGGAAACAAGCAUCACCUAAACAAAUUCAAAAAUACCAAACACAUAUAGAUCAAAAUUUAAUCAAAAUUCGUUCACAUAUUCUACAAAUUCAAAACCAAGUAGAACUAGAUAAAGCUUGA